This is a messenger RNA of Synchiropus splendidus (mandarinfish), 3849 nucleotides long. RefSeq names its product G protein-coupled receptor 27 (gene gpr27). Gene Ontology annotation, cellular component: plasma membrane. Lineage: Eukaryota; Metazoa; Chordata; Actinopteri; Syngnathiformes; Callionymidae. The transcript has a single exon. Bases 134 to 1255 code for a protein of 373 amino acids. The record is from RefSeq and is a predicted model, not a curated record. Gene Ontology annotation, molecular function: G protein-coupled receptor activity. Gene Ontology annotation, biological process: G protein-coupled receptor signaling pathway.
UCUCGACGGGUCAUGGACGCGGCCGCCAGCGGAUCGGUGGGGGCGGAUCUGUCGUCUGGCGCGGACGGACCGGCGGCUCCAGUCUCGGUAGGAGCGCACCGAGCGCGGACGCGUUGAUGUGGCGACACGCACCAUGGCGAACAGCAGCAGCGGCGGGUUCCGGGAGAGCAUCCCGUCCUUGCAGAACCUGGCGCCCGCGGCCUCGGCGGUGAAGCUGGCCUCGCUGGCUCUGAUCACGGGCGUCAGCCUGCUGGGGAACGUGCUGCUGUCCGUGCUGCUGCUGAGAGACCGCUCCCUCCGCAAGCCUCCCUACUUCUUCCUGCUGGACCUGUGCGCGGCCGACGCGCUGCGCGCAACCGUCUGCUUCCCGUUUGUGAUGGCGUCCGUCGGCGGCGGCUCGGCGUGGCCCCUCGGCUCCCUGGGCUGCAGGCUGGUGGCCUUCGUGUCGGUGCUGCUGAGCUUCCACGGCGCCUUCCUGCUGCUGUGCGUCAGCGUGUCCCGCUACAUGGCCAUCGCCCACCACCGCUUCUACUCCAAGAGGAUGAGCGCGUGCACGUGCGCGGCGGUCAUCUGCGUGGCGUGGACUCUCUCCGCGGCGAUGGCUUUCCCGCCCGUCUUCGACGUGGGCACCUACAAGUUCAUCGCGGAGGAGGAGCAGUGCAUCUUCGAGCACCGCUUCAUCAAGUCCAACGACACGCUGGGCUUCAUGCUGAUGCUGGUGGUCGUGGUGGGCGCCACCCACGUGGUCUACAUCAAGAUGCUGUGUUUUGUUUACGAUCACCGCAAAAUGAAGCCGGCGCAGCUGGUUCCUGCUGUCAGCCAAAACUGGACCUUCCACGGACCCGGGGCCACGGGACAAGCCGCGGCGAACUGGAUCGCUGGCUUCGGGCGAGGGCCCACCCCGCCGACCCUGGUGGGCAUCAGACAGGCCGCGCACCCCGGCAACCGCAGGCUGCUGGUGCUGGAUGAGUUUAAAAUGGAGAAGCGGAUCGGCAAGAUGUUCUACAUGAUCACGCUGAGCUUCCUGCUGCUCUGGGCCCCGUAUAUAAUCGCCUGCUACCUGAGGAUAUUCGUGCGCGGGGCCCCGGUCCCGCAGCUCUACCUGACCGCAGCGGUGUGGAUGAGUUUCGUCCAAGCGGGAGUGAACCCCAUCAUCAGUUUCCUUUUCAACAAGGAGCUGAGGCGGCGCCUGAGAGCCGGUUUCCCCUGCUGCCCCGGGACACAGACUCCCAUGGAGCCGUACUGUGUCAUUUAGCGCCACACACUGCCAGGAAAUCUCAUGUUAGAAUGUACACUAACUUGCACAUACCAUGUGUGUCGACCCAAAAAUACUAUUCAUACCAGACUGGCAUAUUCAAAAUAGUUUCUACGAAAGGACGUUGAGUGUCAUCGGAGGUUGUCACUCUUUGUUGAGGUGUCAGUGGCUGCGUUCACAUGGAAACCUAUAUGUAACCUAUAUAUAACCUAUUUUUUUUCACAUCAGAUAACACUUACUAUGACCGCACAUGUGUUAAACACAAGGCCCACGGGCCAAAUCCCGGCCACCAGGCCCUUUUAAGUGGCCCGCAAAUUUAACUAUGCAAAGUGGAUGCCACUUAAAUUCAGUGCUGAUUUACAGUGAACCAAAAAUGCCAUUCGACAGUCAGUUUUUCAAAUAUCAACAAAUAAUCUUCAACAUCAUUGUAAUAGAAGAUUGUUUUGAAUGAAACAGAGCAGAUGGUAAACUACAGAUUAAGCUAAAAUUUAGCAUUACAGCGGUCAAAGCUGAUGUGUAAUGUAGAAAAAAGAAAGAGUGAAUAGUGGCAGGUGCGGGUGAAAACACACUGCGAAUCGUAGCAGAGGCUGCACGGUCCAAGUUCACGGUCCUGCCGCAAAAAGUUCCAUGCCCCACUUUAGGUCACACUGAAGAGUUUUCUUUUUACCGCAUGCCAUCAUCUCUAAAUAUUUUCUAGCUAUAGCCUCUUGAAAUGGUGAAAUGAAGGUUUAAACCAACCCAAAGGGUUCAUGGAAAACCGCGUUAUAGUAGCUCCAGACUGCAUUUUAAGUUCUGAUCCAUCAUCAAGGUCUCACUCGACCCGAAAGUACUUCACACAUUUCGAGCUUUUCAAGCGUAUGUCUCGCCAGUCUCUAUUAUACCUGAGAAAAGAAGUGAGAUGUGAAGUUGAGCUUGAGUUGUUUUAGCCUGUCCAUGUGCAGCGUCCGUGUUUCUGGUGUUUUCUGAGAGGAGUGCUGUAGGCGUGUACAUGACGCACUUGACAAGCCCAUGUGUGAAAAGUGGCACCAUGUCAAACAAAAUAGACCCGGAAACAAACAGCAGCGAUUACAGUGCAGUCGAAAUCCUUCUUAGACUAAUGUACAUUAACACCAUUAUAUAGGAUUAAUGUUCUGCGUGAGCGAUGACAGUAAUCCCUCCUCCAACAUAUGGUGGAUGGCUGGGGCACGAUGGACGCACAGACGUUCAUGAAUAUGAAUGGCAAUACAUAUAUUCACUUUUAUGUCCAGUUAUUUUCCUACCAGUUCAUUGAUGACCACACACACAUCCCCCACAGCAAAAACACUACAUUUGUUUUUUGUCUCGAUGCGCACAACACCAUGAGAAUGACACCAUAUGGUGUCACAGUUUCUUAUGCUUGUUGCUAAUGUAUAUUCUGGCCACUUCUUUCAAGUAGCUCACCUCAAUACGAGAGACACACCACAAAUAUCCACCUCUAAUAUGUGAAAGUCUGAUGAUAAAAUCAAGCUGCUGUGCUUGUAACUCGUUGGAAAGCUACAUAAAACAACAGGAAUCUUUUAAUAAGUGUUACGAACAUAUGGUGAAACAUAUGGUGGACCAAUUUAACCCUGGGAGUGGGUCAAUUAUUUAUUUCCUUCAUGAGUAAACUGGACGUAGAAGGAGAAACGGUUUGAUUCCCAGGUUGUUACUGUCCAUGUGAGCGCAGCCGCGGACCUGUUUUUCACUCUGCAUGUCGGUAUAUUUACUCCAAAUCUGUGGCUCAUUUAUGUUCCUCAAUAUUCUGAAAUGCCAUGGACGUUUGUGGGUGGAAACCUUUUGACAGUCAAUGUUGGUCUGACAUUUGUGUAUUUAAGAAACAUCUGUUUAGUAUCGCUUUACUUCUCUUUAUCAUGGCGACUAUAUUGCAGUGGUGUUUUAAAGGUUGGAUGACUGAAACGCACUUGAAUCCCACAAACAACACAGGUACUUUUCAACAUUUUUCACUUUUUAUGAUUGUUGAUUACAGAGCUGUGUUAGCUGAUGCAUUCACUUUAAGAACUAUUUUGCUAAUGCUAUCAGUCGUGGUGAAGAGAGGAACAGUUUGCGAUCUUGUCCAGGAGUGCUGGACAUGUGGGGAAUUUGGGAACCAGUCGUCUUGGAUUGUUUAUAUUUCUAAGCAAAUAAAUGAGAAAUGGAUGACGAGUUUUUUUGGUUUAGAUUUUUGUCUUCUAUAAUGUAAUGUAUUUUGUUAAAUAACAUUUUUCCCUUUAUGUCUGAAUGUCAUAUCUGCAGAUAUAUUAUGAUUCGCAACACAACCUACAUUUUUUCAUCGUAUCGGACAAUACUUUUUAUAUUAGAUUUCUCAUGGAAAAAUGUGUUUGAAGAAUCGUUCAAGUCACCAUUCAUCUUCCACCCAAUUUCCAAGGUCAGGUUGCAGAAGCAGCCUCCGGCACAAAGAAGCCCAGACUCCCCACCAUUCCCUCCACCAUGACCUGUUUCUGUCCUGAGGAGCAAAGAUGCUCUUGCCUCCGCAACUUUCUUCUUUCAAUGUGGAAGAGUGGUGGUUCUUCAGCUCUAUAAGAUUCCAACCACCCUGUGAAGAAAACUCAACCACUUGAGCCUCCAUCUUGUUUUGU